Messenger RNA from Marchantia polymorpha subsp. ruderalis, 2315 nucleotides. NCBI's taxonomy places the organism in Eukaryota, Viridiplantae, Streptophyta, Marchantiopsida, Marchantiales, Marchantiaceae. The record is from the annotation of a GenBank genome assembly.
CAAGAAGUCGCUUUGUGUUGUUCCCGUAUUCGGGCAAUAAUUCCUUUAUAGACAGCUCAGAUCUCUUUUAUAUAUCAACGCCCUUGGUCAAGGGUCAAGUGGGGUUGAGCCAAGGCAUACAUAAACGAGAUUUCUCAGCCCAGUUUAUUAAUUUCUUUGCGCUCACUUGACAAGUGGGGCAAAGAAAACACUUCAAUGCAGUACAGUUGAGCAGCAGAAUUUCCCGUUCAGCUUAAUUCUAGAUCCUGGUCCCAAUCUUAGACUUAAUUGCUGCAUUCAUAGUUUUCUAGUCAAGCUUUUGGAAGCAAAUUUGCAGAAAGUCGAUUAGAUUUUCAUUCUAUCUGAAAAUCUACCAUCCCACUGACAGUUUACACAUUUCCAUCGAUCCGAACGCUUCUGCAACUCAAUCCUAUUCCGAGAUUCGAAGAUCUGCUGAUUUUAAUACUCCCUCAGUGUCAGGAAUAUGGGGUCGGCAGACUUCUCAGAAAACGUUUUCCACGUCGCGUCUACUAUAAUCAAACCAGUGGAAGAAUCCCAGCAUCCAGAUUUUUUGGAUGCAGCUCUGUUUGAUCACAUCUGCUUGAAUCUAGACAACUACGUCCCAAUACUACUAUUUUACAGGUUGGACAACACCGAUGCUGCUUACAAGCGACUCAUCAAUCAGCUGCAGGAUUCACUGUCAAAAUUGCUGGUGCCAUACUACCCUAUGGCAGGACGCUGGGUGGAGUACAACAACGCCUACACUGUAAGAAGGCUUCUCUGCAACGAUGCAGGAGUUCCAUUCAUCGAAGCAGAAGCACGCUAUGACUUGGAUGCAACGCUCGGAACCGAGACUUUCGUACCCACUUGUCAGCUCUCGGGCUUUGAGGACGUCGGCCUCGAUCCAACGUCGUACAAUCAAGACAUUCGAUUGUCACUCCCUUCUUUGAUCAUAAAGGUGACCAGAUUCCGGUGCGGUGGAAUCGUACUGGGUGUCAACUUCAAUCACGUGACGGCCGACGGUGAGUCGAUGAUGCAGUUUUUGCAAGCCUGGUCGGAGAUGGUUCUCACAGGUCGUACAUCAUAUAGCCCGGUGCACGACCGGUCCAAUGCUCUGUCGCUGAUGGAUCUCCAGCGGCAGCAGUCUCCGAAGUCGACACUGCAAACGGAACCAGUGCAGACUCUGGAUACGAUGGUGGACGAAGAUGGCCAGACGCUGCCGACGGAGAAGUCGGACUCGGACACCUUCAGGGUGAAGAAGCCAUCGCCAUUCUGUGUGAAGUUUCUGAACGUGAGGAUGGACAAGAUUGAAGAGCUCAGAAAGGUGGCUAUGGGCAGUAAGCAGACUACUAAGACCCUCAGUCGAGUGGACUGCAUCAUCGCACAUUUCUGGCGGUGCCUGUCCAAGCUGCCGGCUCCCUUGCUGGAGAAUGAAGAGUCCAUCAAGGUCUGGACCGCUGUCGACUGCCGGCGUAGGAUCUCGUCCCCAUCGUUGCCCGAGCAGUACUUCGGGAAUUUUGUUUUGCUGGUCCCACUUCCUGAAUUGCCAGUUAAGAAAAUUUCCGGAGAGAGCCAUGCAUUUGCAGGAAGCCUCGUUCAGAGGACGGUACGAAACAUUAACUCGACGACAUGUUGGGAUGCUGUAGACGAAAUGGUCAGCAUCACCAAGGGAGCUCAAAAAUCAUCGACUCCGCAUUUUUUCUUCUCUUCCUGGAUUAGAUUUCCUUUGUACGAUCUGGACUUCGGAUGUGGUACUCCAUACUUUGCCACUGGGAACUUCAGACACGAAGGAACCCCUCUGGGAUACUGUAUCAUACUCCCUCCUGUCCCUACAAAAGAGAACACCUUCGCUGCCACGCUCGAAAUCUUCCUCAUGAAGCAUGUCAUGGAUGCUCUUCACGCGGAUCCUGAAUUUCUUCAGCUUUUUAGCUAGCAAGGAAAUCCGAAUUUGAUGACGGAUUCUUUAUGGUAUACAUUAAAACUUAUUACUAGCUCUCCUUCGUUCUCCGAUCUCCAUGAUGAAAUCUGAUCGAAGCUGCUUCAUACCCACUUGUACAAAGAUAUUGUUACUAAAGAAUGUUAUUUACUUUUCGUAAAUUACUUUAACAGUUGCCUCUUCUGUCGACGACGUCCUGAAAAUCUAUGGAAACUUUGUAAAACAUCUUCUAGCAGUUGAUGUCUUGAAAUCAGUGGUGAAAUACUGAUUCAGAUGUAGAGAGUAUUCGCCACAUGUGGUCACUUCUCUGGUAACGUGAUGGCCAGAUUGCUGAGGAGAAUUCGAGCAAAGAGAGAUCCCGUGAUGUUUUCCAAUUUGUGAUAUAAGAUACAAGAAUUUA